AACAUUUCUAUUUUCGAUGGUACCGACAAACCAGACGCUCAGCAUUAUCAGUGAAACGAGGGGUCCGAUUGAUGCGCUCCAGGAGGAUGAGGGGAUGUCGCGGGAUAUGCAAUCCGGUGCUGAUUGGGCGCAGGAGACGCUCUCCGGGAAGCCGCCAAAAAGCCGUCGUCCUCUGAAGAUUCAUGGAUCUGGGAAUACUUGCCGUCUAUCGAGGUACUGGCGCAUGCGUACGAAAACGACGCACAUUGCAGCUUCGAAGACCCCUCUGGAAAAUAUGGUAGCGGACUUCAAGGAGAGAUCAUUUAUCCAGAACCGGGAGAAACUCAAGCGGGAGGUCGAGGUGGCUGACGAGAAGUUCGACGAGCCUGACAUCAAAUUCCAAGCUUUCCGUGCGGAGGCGGCGGAGUUGCCAAUGGAGUUAGAGGAGGCGCAGAAGGAAUACGGGGAUUUCUUGGAGGAAUACUAGUAUGAAAUGGUGCUGGAGUCACGCCGCCAGAGACUACGCCUUGGCGAUAUGUAGGACCUGGUGAAGGGCCUGAUAACUUGCUCUGGUAUCAUUACAUUGCACGACUAGUAGGUAAAUGUAGUCAAUCUAGUAACAUGGUCCCGAUAGUGAAAGAUGCAUGUGAAACCAAGUAGCCCAAAAAGUCCUGUUCUGUUAGUACAACCAUACAAGGAAACAUUCCAAGCAUGUUACGACAAAG
Messenger RNA from Dacryopinax primogenitus, 704 nucleotides. RefSeq lists its product as uncharacterized. Bases 17 to 466 code for a protein of 149 amino acids. The record is from RefSeq and is a predicted model, not a curated record. Lineage: Eukaryota; Fungi; Basidiomycota; Dacrymycetes; Dacrymycetales; Dacrymycetaceae. The transcript is spliced from 3 exons.